Uranotaenia lowii is the source of this 510-nucleotide messenger RNA. RefSeq lists its product as uncharacterized. The annotation marks the transcript as partial. The record is from RefSeq and is a predicted model, not a curated record. Lineage: Eukaryota; Metazoa; Arthropoda; Insecta; Diptera; Culicidae. The transcript has a single exon.
AUGUGGAAAACGUUAAAUUUCCUAGCUGGUAAAAGUAAACAACUAGAGCCAACCAUCAAGAUCGAAAUCGACGGAAAAAUCGUUAGUGAAGGAACAGUAGUUGCAAAUAAGUUCAACAACUUCUUCAGCAACAUCGGGCCUCAGCUUGCUUCCACCAUCCCCAGUAAUCGAGAUGUGAACAGAUUCAACACACUAACACCUAUCCCUGAUUCGAUUUUUAUGGAGCCUGCCACUAAGCAAGAAGUUAUCCUAAAAAUAAAAAACCUUGACCAAAAUAAAAGCGCUGGACCAGACGGCCUACAAGCAAACUUCAUCAAGCACCACCAUCAAAUCUUCUCUGAGCUUAUUCGAGACGUCUUUAAUGAAAGUUUGGAAAAUGGAAAAUAUCCUUCAUGCUUGAAAACUGCAAGAGUUAUACCAAUUCACAAAGGAGGCUCAAAAACUGAUGUCAACAACUAUAGACCCAUUUCCAUAUUAUCUGUUAUCAGUAAAAUAUUGGAGCAAAUGUUG